Messenger RNA from Dendronephthya gigantea, 752 nucleotides. RefSeq lists its product as uncharacterized. Gene Ontology annotation, biological process: digestion; lipid catabolic process. The transcript has 5 exons. Bases 68 to 649 code for a protein of 193 amino acids. Gene Ontology annotation, molecular function: enzyme activator activity. Gene Ontology annotation, cellular component: extracellular region. The record is from RefSeq and is a predicted model, not a curated record. NCBI's taxonomy places the organism in Eukaryota, Metazoa, Cnidaria, Anthozoa, Malacalcyonacea, Nephtheidae.
CACAGUGUACACUUGCCGGAAAAGAUUGUGAAAAUAUUAUUUCGUAUACACCUUUCGAAGAACCAAAAUGAAUGCUGUAACUAUACUCGUCGUUCUGGCCUGUAUUGGCUUCUCCUCUGCUUACUUGGAAAGAUGUACGACUGGAGCAGACUGUGCUGAAGGUCAAUGCUGUUUGUUUGGAAAACUGUGUGCUCCCAAACUGCCACGUUAUUCAACAUGUUACUUAACGGGCAAGCAUGGUUGUGGAUGUGUUGAAGGUACCUCGUGCCAAGUAACAUUCAGCCAUACCUUGUUUGGCAAGACAUUUACUCUCCGUCAGUGUAUGAAUGAUAAAGUUGGAGAAGAAAAGAAUGUCCGAAGAAGCAUAAUCAGAACAUGCAGUGUUGACAGUGUUGCUGCAGACUGUGGACCAGGACGAUGCUGUUUGGGUGGAAAGUACUGUGCACCUCUGAUUCCAAAAUACGUUCCUUGCAAUCUCGAGGAUUCACACAAAUGCCCCUGUGCCAAAGGGUUGGAAUGCAGAGUGACAAAGUCGUUAACAAUACCAGCUAUCCUUGGCAUCACAGACUCAAUAACUCUGAGUUUAAGGCAAUGUAUGCCUAAAGAUGAAAGCGUCGUAAUUGAAGAGGUUGAAAUGACAGAGGAGUAAGGAUCCUGUUGACGACAAAAAAUAAGGAAGUUUAAAACAAAAAUAGAUUGAUUGUAGCUGCAUUUCAAUAAAAUCAAUAAAAAAUCAAUAAAACUGCAUUGAA